UCUGAUUGAGAUAGAAUUAAGUGAUUUGGACGUGUACAACGAAGAUGGGAAAUGAAGCUGUUUGAUAGGUUGAUGAAAUUAGGUUAGAAAGUUUAUGAAGCAGAAUAGUAGAUGUAAGAUAAUAUGGAUUGAAACUGUUCAAAAAUUAUUUUCACCUAAAUGAUUGGGACGUGGCAAUGAUGCUGUAAAUGAUAUCUUUUGACCGUUGAUUUCUUUAUUGUUUUUCCCUUUUCUCUUUUUGACUUUUAAAUUUUGUUGUUUUGGAUUUUUGGUUUACAGAUAGAUAUUUGUAGGCAUAUUAGUGGAGAAAAGAUGGCUGUGGAAGACAGUGGAGCUGAAGUGGUUGCUCUCAAUAAGGCAAAGGAGCUACCGGAGCCAAAACCUAAUGCUAGGGAGGCAGAAGAUAAGGAGACUGAACUCAAUUCUAACUAUCAGGCUUAUCCUGAAGCACUUGCUAGUUACCAAGAUGUUGUUGAGAGUAAAAGUUUAUUCAUGGAAUCACUUGAGAAGUUGCAUCGUGAAAUGACAACCAAGUUUAUGAUCCCCACCAUUGGAGGGAAGGAGCUUGAUCUACAUCAACUAUUCUUGGAGGUUACAUCUCGAGGUGGUAUUGAGAAGGUAUCACAGAAAAAUCAUUGAAAACUGCACAAUGUAUAAUUUGUGUGAUCACUGUUUAAUAUACACUAUUUUG
Messenger RNA from Dendrobium catenatum, 691 nucleotides. Its product is annotated as high mobility group B protein 9-like. Lineage: Eukaryota; Viridiplantae; Streptophyta; Magnoliopsida; Asparagales; Orchidaceae. The transcript has 2 exons. Gene Ontology annotation, molecular function: DNA binding. The coding region runs from base 313 to 639 and encodes 108 amino acids. The record is from RefSeq and is a predicted model, not a curated record.